CUCAGUAUGAUUUGUCUAAGCUUAUUAUUAUUAUUAGGUUUGGUUGCAGUUGGGUUGUCACAACAACCCGGCACAAUCGUGGAUGAAUAUCAUCCUCCCCUACCGAUUCAGGCAUGCGACUCGAACGGAUGUGUAACUGAGGACACCAAAUUUGUGAUGGGUCCCUCGCGGCGAUAUUUGUACUCAGUCGCAGACAAUGGACAAACUGGAUGCAGAACGAGCGACGGAGGCUUUGAUCCAGUACUCUGUCCCGAUGGAUUGACAUGUGCCGAGAAUUGUGCACUUAUUGGUAUAACUCAGCAACAAUACGACGAAUGGUACGGCACAACCACUGUAGGGAGUUCCCUCAGCUUCCGGUGGGUCACAGAGGCCACGGUCGGGGCUGAUGGAUAUCUUCUGGCUACAGACGACAGAUAUAAGGUGUUUAGAAUGAAAAAUAGAGAAUUUGCAUUUGAUGUGGAUAUGUCACAACUCCCUUGCGGUAUGAAUGGCGCCAUAUACUUUGUGGAGAUGGAAGAAGAUGGAGGAAUGGCGUCUUAUCCCAGCAAUAAGGCAGGAGCUGCCUACGGAUUAGGAUCAUGCGAUGCUCAGUGCAAGCAUGACCUACCUUUCUAUGCCGGCCAAGUUAAUGUAGAAGGAUAUGCUGAGGAAGGAGUCUGCUGCUUUGAAUUUGAUCUUUGGGAGGCGAACGCAUGGGCUGCGUCCUACACCACUCACGGAUGCUCCAGCGAAGGCUACUACCUGUGCACUGGUCUGGAGUGUGGCGAUGGCGAUGACAGAUACAAUGGAGUUUGCGACAAAGACGGAUGCGGCUACAACAGUUUCGCAAUGAACGAACAUUUCUUCUACGGAGCAAAUGACAGCUACGUUGUCGAUACCCGGCGACCUUUCACCGUCGUCACGCAAUUCAUUACCAAUGACGGAACUGACAACGGAGACGUAAUUCAAGCCAAACGAAUCUACGUUCAAGACGGUGUUGUCAUUGAAAAUUCACAUGUGAACUAUCCCGGCUUAGAAAAUUAUAACUCAGUAUCGGAUGGAUUUUGCAACGACUACGCAGCCUUCACAGGCGGAAUGAAUCAUUUCGAAGAAGUGGGAGGGAUGAAAGUUACGAGUGAUGCCUUGGGUAGAGGAGUUAUGAUUGCCUUCUCACUCUGGGCUGACUACGGAUCACAUAUGCUGUGGCUGGACGGACCUUUUCCUCCAGAUUCUGACCCUACCGAACCUGGGCAUCUAAACGGUCCGUGCUCGGCAGAUAGCGGCGACCCAAAUGACCUUAUCGCCAACUAUCCUGACUCGACCAUUACUUUCUCAAACAUUAAAUAUGGAACGAUUGGCUCAACUUUCAGUAGGAAAUGAAAAAUGUUGAUAAAAAUAAACAGACAUGGAGGAACAACAGAUAACUACUCAAAAUUCGGAAUGAUCAAUAGGUAACAAUAUUACUCAAAUAUUUUGCGACGAACGUUUCUUGUUUAAUUUCGCAUGCAUUUUCAAAAAUUUAACUUCAUUCAAAG
This is a messenger RNA of Hyalella azteca, 1514 nucleotides long. Its product is annotated as exoglucanase GH7B. The transcript has 3 exons. NCBI's taxonomy places the organism in Eukaryota, Metazoa, Arthropoda, Malacostraca, Amphipoda, Hyalellidae. Gene Ontology annotation, biological process: carbohydrate metabolic process. The record is from RefSeq and is a predicted model, not a curated record. The coding region runs from base 7 to 1359 and encodes 450 amino acids. Gene Ontology annotation, molecular function: hydrolase activity, hydrolyzing O-glycosyl compounds.